AAUUUGCCAAGCCCUAGAGCCUGACUCACUCGCUGUGUGAGCAUGAAUUAACCAGGAAUGUUCGAGAAUUAUUCCUGAAUAAUUCAUGAACCUGAAUUAAUCAUGCAUUUUCAUGAAUUAUUCAUGAAUAACUCAUGGAAAUGCAAGGUUUAUUCAUGCUCCAAAAAAUCCAAGGCUUUUUCUCUUCUCUUCUGCUUUCUCUCCCUGUAAGAAACAGACCUGAAACAAGCUAAGGAAAAAAUAUAUAUAUGUAUACGGAAAAAUAACAGGAAAAAUAAUGCUGAAACAAAACAAUCAAGAAAAAAAGAAAGCAAAGGGGCUUUUUUUUCCUUUUUUUUUUUUUUUCUUCCUUCUUUUUGUAAUGCAGUGGGGACAGCAGGUGGGAGCUUUCUAAGCCAGACAAAGGAGACCUGAGAAGGAACUGUGGUGAAGGGACAAGCCCAAGGCAAAGGACUGUCCGGCCACCUCCUCUCCUGGAGCAGGCAGCUGAGAUCUGCAUAGCCAGGAGACAUUUUGCAAGACUCAACACCUGGAGCAGUGCUAACCAGGCAAGGACGAGCUCUGUUGCUAUCAGGAUUUUGAUCUCUCUCUCUCUUUCUCUCUUUCUCUGUCUGUGCAUUUGUGUAGUUUUGUUGUGUUCGGUCAGGGAAACGAGCACCUGGUAAGUGGGGCAGGAAGGAGCAGCAGAGGAGUGAAGAUCAGUGCUUUUUGCUUUAAAUGGUGGGCAGCCCCGAUGUCAUCCAAGCUCUACGUCCUCAUCAGCUGGCCCGACGGCAGCCGUGUCAUCAACAUCGAGAACAUCAAGGAGCCCCGCAAGCCCUUCCACCUCUACACGGUGGGCGAGCAGGUGCUGGCCCGCUGCCCCGGCUUCAGCGGGCUCUACUGGGGCAUGGUGGAGGGCAUCAGUGAGCACAAAGAUGUCCUGGAGAAGAAGCUGCAGGAAGACAGACAGCUCCUGGGGACGUUAAAAGAUGAACCGGCCAACCACAGCAUGAUGCCACCUCAGGCAAAAAAAUCCAGGAAAACCUUCCCAAAAUGGACCCCGGGGAAUGCCUCCAGGAAAUACGGGGACCGGAGUUACCCCAGCAAGCCGCUGCUGCGGGCAGCCGAGGCCAGCCUGCCCGGUGAUGUUGGCAGCUCCUCCAUCAUCAAGGAGAGACGUGCCCUGGGGCCACCCCACCCAGCCAGUGCCUUCACCCCCCCGGCCCCUUUCGUCACCCUUGCUGUGCCAGGGACAUCCCAGGGUGAAGAGGACAGGGCUGGCACCGCUACCAGAGAUUACGUUGCCCUGGCAAUGAAGAGGAAGUCAGAUGGCAUCUUGUCCCAGUGCCAGCAACACGUCUGUCUGAACAGCUGUGAAGAACGAAAGCUGGAUGCUUUGCAAGAGACGGAUGACUUUGAGAGAGUUCAGAAAAAAUUCGGUCCUGGUGAAAUGGAAAGGGAGAAGGUAGAGCAGCUGGAGAGGAUGGUCUUGGACCUGCAGCAGGACGUCCUCUCUCUGAAGAAGAAGGUGCAGCGGCUGGAAUCCCUCUCCUUCCAGGAGGAGCCCCACCGGCCGCCCUGCGAGGUGGUGGAGCUCUUCAACGGCUACACCAAGGAACAGCUCAAAGAGGCCAUCCGUUUCGACCAGAAAAUCAGCACGGCCUGCAAGACUCUGCUCUACAAGCUCUUCACCUCCGACUACAUCCAGAGCCACUCCAUCACGGGGCGGAGGGGCAACACGUUCCGGGAGGCGAAGCCCAUGAUGGACGAACGCUGCAUCAAAAUCAUCCGGGUGCUGUUGAAACAGAAGUUCGGCGAUCACCUCAGCGACACGGUGAUCACGGAGAAGAUACAGAACGUGCAGAAAGCCCUGAGGCAGAAGUUUAAGACAGAAUGUCUCUGACAGAUGGGGGAUUGGUGUCUCUGGUCGUGGUGCACCUGAGGAGCUCUCCCAGGGAAGAUGUGGCCACAGGGUCACCCUGAUUCCCCUGGAGGAACCCACCCAGCAGAUCUGGGUGUUCAGCACAGCACAGACCUUUCCUAAAUGUCUGUCUGCAUUAAUCCGGAGGGAAUUUUGCCCAGCUUGGCUAGAGUUCUGCACAGCUGCUAGCACUUUACAAGCCCCUUCCUCUGUGGUCUGUGUGCAAGCCUCAGGGUGCUGUCUGCGUGAUGGGCUCCGGAACUUUUGGGUGGACAAACUCAAAAAAGCUUGAGGGUAACAGAAGGGCAGACUCAUUAAAGCAAUGCCAUAAAACCUCCAGAGAAGGAUUAUUUCAUUCCCCACCCCCACCCCUUGUUUUAAUGUGGUUGUAUGGAGGAAGUGUUGAAACGUUUGCAGUAAUGAAAUCUGCUGAACAAGAGAAGUCUCCCGUGGAAAUUACAUGACAUGAAUUUUCCUUUCAACACUCGAUUAUCUCCAUGGAGAAAUCCUGCACAUUUUCAGGUGGGGAGGAGGGGGAGAACAAAAUUUGUCCCAGUGCAGCUACACCUUUCCACCUUUCCUUCAAAGAGCAGACAUGUUAUGAAUGCAGUCAUUAUAAUUUAAAUACAGUAUUUAUAUCUUAGCUAAGAAAUUCCAGGUACAAUCAGGGUGUUUUUUUUCUGUAUGAGAGGCUAAGGAGAAGGACUAGAAAAACAUGUUUGUUUGUCUUUUUUUUUUUUUUUUUUUUUCCUUUCUAAAUAGCUUAGAGCUGGAGUUUGGGUCCAUUAGAAGUAUUUUUAACACUGAAAGAGUAACAUGCUGGCAGCUGUCCACCUAACAGAAGGGCCGCAAAAUACCAAACAUUCCCUUUUAAACAGGCUUCUCAGAUAAGAUUUUUUUAAGUUUAAUUUUGAAAUUAUUGAGGAAAGGAAACAUCACUGGCUUUGAGGUAAUCAAAACAUUUGGUUUAAUUCAUAUGUUUUGCAAUGUUUUCAAGUAAUUACUUUCUUUAAAAUCACAGGAGAAAUAAUAGUGAAAAAUGGAUGUACUGAAAAACACAGAGCUACUUUGGAAAAGCAAAAAGAAGUGUGUGAUUUUCAGAGCUUUCCUCCCUGCCCCCUUAUUUCUAAUUGAAAAACAAAACCAUUAAGUAGGGUUAGCACCGUGCAGCAUGUUGAUUUUGGUGGCAGAUACGCCUGCCAAUGUUUUUGGCGCUGUUUCCAUCAGAUGUGUUCAACACUCAUGCCAGACUGCUGUAGCCAGGAACUGAAGAUAUUCCUUCUGUUUUCCCAGUGCAAAUGCC
Anas platyrhynchos (mallard) is the source of this 3206-nucleotide messenger RNA. Lineage: Eukaryota; Metazoa; Chordata; Aves; Anseriformes; Anatidae. The record is from RefSeq and is a predicted model, not a curated record.